ACCUAGCAACUAGCAAUGUCCCACCCUAUUCAUGCUGAAUUCAAAGCAUCCACACAGCAACUGCAUUCUCUGGAAUCUCACUCUGAGAACAAUAACUAGAUAUGGCAGAGAGUCUUCCACAAAUUGAAGAAGGUGUUCCUGAUGACAUGGAACAAGCCCUCAUUACAGAGCUUGAAAGAAGUCUGGGAAAUUCAGUACAUGACCUUUGCUUUCAGAAUGACCCUGAAUGGUCUGAAUCUGAAUUGACAGCCAUCGAGAACACACCUCAGGAUAUCCGGAUUGGAAAUACCUUCUGGUGUAACUGUGCAAAGUGCUUGGAGAUGCCAACCCGAGAUGAAAGUUGUUGCUGUACAGAGAUGCCUAAUUUGCAGCAAUAUUUAACAGAAGACAUAACCUGCAUAACCCUAGUUCAGGAAAUGCUUUUCUUUUGUACUAAUGAAGAUUUCCUGGACUUCAUGAUCAGAUGGAGUGGACGCUACACCAUGGCACAGUACAACCGUGAUCGCAAAAGGAUUCUGAGAAAGGCUUCUUACAGAGCAUUCACUACCUGGGCUCAUGGACAUUUGGGUCCAGGAAACAGAAUCCCAAUACCAUCUUGUAUAGUAAAUAUGGUCCGAAAUAAAUUCCCAGAUGAUAAUCAAAGAUAUACAGGGUUUUACUGGUCUAAUGACUAUCCAGCCAUCGAUAUGGCAUAUGACGGGUAGAAUGAAAAAUCCAUGUGGAUGGCAAGAAAAUGUCAUUUCAAUAUAUGCAAGUUUUGUUUUAAUCUACAAAUAAACUAAAGUGAUGUGAAAAAGUUUGAGAACGCCUCUUAAUUCUUUG
Xenopus laevis (African clawed frog) is the source of this 822-nucleotide messenger RNA. RefSeq names its product P2X purinoceptor 7. The transcript is spliced from 4 exons. Lineage: Eukaryota; Metazoa; Chordata; Amphibia; Anura; Pipidae. The coding region runs from base 102 to 704 and encodes 200 amino acids. The record is from RefSeq and is a predicted model, not a curated record.